Molecule: messenger RNA, 2209 nt
Organism: Onthophagus taurus
Lineage: Eukaryota; Metazoa; Arthropoda; Insecta; Coleoptera; Scarabaeidae
Product: moesin/ezrin/radixin homolog 1
Cellular component (GO): cytoskeleton
Molecular function (GO): actin binding
Source: RefSeq, a predicted model, not a curated record
UGUUUAUUUUUUAAUGUUUGUAAUUUAUUUCCACUAAAACGAGCUUUCUCCAAUUCAUCGUUGAUCGUACAAGUUUUAAUGCGACAGGUAAUGCUACCUGUUUACUAAAACGCGUUUGUAUUGAGUUUAAACGAUGUCUGUGUGAACGUGUGUGUGUACGUGUAAUUUUUGCGUUUAAAGUAGAAAUGUGAAGGUCGAUUAUUAGAGACUUACUAUGCUAUGUAAGUGGUCGCGGUGACAUCAGGUGCGUUUAUCGGAUUGAUAAUGUGAUAUUUUUUGCGAAACACAAUACAAAUGUUUAAGAGAACUCUCUUGAGAGGGCAAAGAGUACUCGAUGAGGUUGGAAUGUUUUAGUUAUUGUGAUUAAUCUAUUAAAAAGAAUUUAUCGAGGAUCGUUGUUGUAAUCGAAGUGAAAGUGUUUGAAUCGCAGAAAAAUUAAAAAUAAAUCAAGAAAAUGUCGCAACAAGUGAAAGUGAAAAUAAAUACGAUGGAUCGCGAAUUAGAAUUUGUGACUUCAUUAAAAACAACCGGAAAAAGUCUUUUUGAAAUGGUCAGCCGAAAUUUGGGGGUCCACGAAAUAUGGUUUUUUGGUAUUUGUUAUGUCGAUGCGUCAGGCGAAGAAAUUUGGAUCGAUAAUUCCAAAAAAACUUUAAAAGAUUAUCGCCAAUACGUUCAAAAGUUAAAUUAUCGCGUUAAAUAUUACCCAGAAGACAUCGAAGAAGAAUUAAUCGAAGAUAAUACGAUUAAAUACUUUUUUUAUCAGGUUAGACACGCUAUAUUAAACGAAAAAAUUUAUUGUCCCCCAGAUACUUCAGUUCUAUUAGCAUCUUAUGCGUGUCAAGCUCGUUUUGGUGAUUACCACAAUGAUGUGCAUAACACAGAUUUUUUAAAAAAACAGCGACUCCUACCCAACAAAGUUUAUAAUCAACAUAAAAUGAAGCCAGAGGAGUUCCACGAAACAAUAUUAAAUAUGUGGCUAAAACAUCGUGGAAUGAUGAAGCAAGACGCAAUGACCGAGUAUUUAAAGUUAACGCAAAACUUGGAAAUGUAUGGAGUUCAUUAUUUUGAGAUACACAAUAAACGAGGGACGAAAUUGUUGCUUGGAAUCCAUGCGAUAGGGUUAAACAUUUAUAAAUUAUCGGAUAAAAUGAAUGCGAUCAUUAUGUUUCCGUGGUCGGAAAUUAAAAACAUCAAUUUUCGAGAUAAAAAAUUCACAAUUAAGGGUUCUGAUAAGAAAUCGUCCGAUUUUAUUUUCUUUUCGAAAGAUGGAUAUUUAAAUAAAAGAAUUUUAAAUUUGGGUGUUGGAAAUCAUUAUUUAUACGUUCGUAGAAGAAAACCGCCAACGUUAGAAGUGAUCCAAAUGAAAGAAAAAGCAAUGGAACAAAAAAAAACGUUACACGAACAAAGAACUCGCCUACAAUCGGAAAUUUCCGCAAGAGAAGAAGCGGAAAAACGCGAAAAAUUAUAUCAAAAUCAGCUUCGUUCGCUUCGCGAAGAAGUUGAACGUAGUCGAAAUUCUUUACUCGAGGCUCAAUCGACAAUUCAAAAAUUAAAAGAUCAACUUUUUGAACUACAACGUGCUAAAGAUGAACUCGAAAAGCAACAAAAUGAGCUUAAAUAUUUAAUGGAAAAAUUAGAAGAAAGUAAAAACAUGGAAUCGGUUGAAAAACGAAAAUUGGAGGACGAAAUUUUAGCGAAACAAAUGGAAGUUGCGAAAAUACAAGAAGAAGUUGAAGCGAAAAAUUUAGAAACGAUGCGGUUACAAGAAGAAGUUGAAAUGGCGAAAAGAACGGAGGAAGAGUUGAGGAUGCAACAAUUGAAAGAAAUUGCUGAAAUGACGAGAAGGGAAGAAGAAAAAGAAUUGGAAUCGUUACCGGAAAAUGCUAAUGAUGAACUUCCCGAAUUGGUACUUGUAAAUGAACAGCUAAGAGAACAAUUAAAGAUUUUACAAGAUAAAUUGGAGAAAUCCCUGGAUGAAACUAAAGAAACGGAAUUGGAUAAACUUCAUAGAGAUAAUCUAAAAGAAGGUAGAGACAAGUACAAAACUUUAAAAGAGAUUCGAAAAGGAAAUACUGUAAGAAGAGUAGAUUUAUUCGAAAAUCUAUAAUGUAAAAAAAAUUCAUGUUCAAGGAUUAGUUGUUGUGAAAUUGUUGUUUUAUUAAGAUUGUUAUCUUACUUUUUAAGUUAUUAAUUGUAUAGAUUGUAAAAU